AAGGCUAAAGAUUUCCGAAUUCUCUAGACACGUAGAGGCUACCUAGAGGCUACCUAGGAAGACCGAGACAAACAGACAGACAGACGUCAGAGGCCUCCCCCAUUGGCAGUCAGUCGGUAGGUAGGUACUUGCACCACCCCGCACACGUCAUCCAUCUUGCUUGUUGGGUACCUAGGUAGGUACAUAGUACCUACAUAGUACCUACUACCUACCUAUAUACCGUAGUAGCUUCUUCUACCUGGACAUGUAACGGUUUCACGCCAAAACAACAAAACUCACCAACUAAGAACCCUCUCUCCCUCUCUACAUUGUCUCUCCCAUAUUCCUUCAUCAUCCAUCAAUCCAUCCAUCUAUCCUCGAAAUUCAUAUCUCCGCUCGAGAAGUUCCAUCCAGAUCCGACCUUCCACAAUGGACAAGCUACAAGGUUUCCUGAAUGCUGCUUCUGGCAACGCUACCCACGGAGGUGCCUACCCAGCAGGCGGCCAUCGCGCAGAUGACGACGACUGGAGAGGCGCGGCAGACCACGCGAGCCAACAUGCCGGCGACUCUGGGAAUGCCGACUUGUUCUCCAACCUCCUCGGCAGCCUGGGGCAGAAGAAGCAGCGUCUAGCUGAAGAGGACAUUGACGAAGAUGAGGCCGUUCGAACUCAUAAAAAAUACUUUCAGGAUGACGACGACAACGACGCCGACGACCGAUCGAUGGGCUCUGCCGCAGCAAUGCAGGCGUUGAAGAUGUUCACUAGUGGGCAGACCGGGAACACCGACAAAACCAGCAGCCAGGGCGCGUUUGUCGCUCUAGCCAUGGCUGAAGCUAGCAAGCUCUUCGACAAGAAGGCUUCGCAGGGUAAGGUCUCUGGCGAUAGCAGCAAGGAGUCGGCGGUCAUGCAGGCGGGCGAGAUGGCACUUAAGAUGUACAUGAAGAGCCAGGGAGGCUCGUCCUCGUCCUCGUCUAGUGGCUCCGGUCUGUUAGGGUUGGCUUCUAAGUUCAUGUAGCUAGCAUCGAAGAUGACCAAGUACAUAGUUGAAUUCGGCGCGAUUGAUGAACAGACCAUAUACUUGAGAUUAUACACGGGAAUAGUUCGUGGCCGUCUUGAUUCAGCUCUGUUGGUGUAUGGGUUGUAUAGUUGGCUGGACCUCGGUUACAACACGAUGUGUUGGCGGAAAUGGAGUCCUCAUAGAGACCCCGAAGCCCAGGCAAUCAGAAUACAUAUAU
This is a messenger RNA of Xylaria bambusicola, 1213 nucleotides long. RefSeq lists its product as uncharacterized. The transcript has 6 exons. Bases 409 to 993 code for a protein of 194 amino acids. The record is from RefSeq and is a predicted model, not a curated record. Lineage: Eukaryota; Fungi; Ascomycota; Sordariomycetes; Xylariales; Xylariaceae.